AUGGGCAUCGAUAUCUUAAGUGAGUAAAAUGAAAUAGAAUAAGUUUAAACAUUCUCUAAUAUGAGUACCACUGUAUAAAUAACCUUGUUCUUAUUUCAAUAUAAUGCGAACAAAGAAUGGUUGGGUUAGGAACCGAUAUUGGUAGCAACGAUAAAUCACUUACUUUGCAUUUUAUAUAUGUUUUAUACUCAUACAACUUCUGACGAAAGUAACGUAUGAGUCGUAAUAACAGACAUUGGAACAUUUAGAGUUUAGAGUAUUCCACAGGUUGCAGUAAUCAAUAGAUUGUUGUCUUAUUCAAUUUUCUACGUGAAGCCUCUUAUUAGAGGCUCGAAAGUGUGAAUCAUUCAAAUUGAAAAUAUGAAAAGGAAUAUGUCUGUUUCAAUAAUUCUGGCUCUUUUUGUUAUGGAUUUGUCACAUGCUCAAAAUACAGAUUUUGGAACUAUUGUUUUCGCAAAUGUUUUAUACAGACAUGGAGAUAGAACACCUAUAAGACCAUAUCCGAAUGAUCCUUAUAACAAUGAAAGUUUGUGGCAAGUCCCAUAUGGCCAAUUAACAAAUAUUGGAAAAUAUCAGCAUUUACUACUUGGUCGUUGGAUCCGCAAACGCUAUUCACAUCUACUAAGUGACCUAUAUUCUCCACAUGAUAUUUAUAUUCAAAGUACAGAUGUAGAUCGUACCUUAAUGUCAGCUGAAUCACAUCUUGCUGGACUUUAUCCUCCAGUUGGUAAACAAAUAUGGAGUAAUAUCAAAUGGAUGCCUAUUCCAGUGCAUACUAUUCCUGAAGACAAAGAUAAUGUUUUGGCUGCAAGAAAAUAUUGUUCUAGAUAUGAUUACGAGUUGGAAAAAGUUCUUAAUUCUCCAGAAAUCCAAAAAAUUAAUAAAGAAAAUAAGAGAUUGUAUGUAUACCUUACAGGGAAAACAGGAAAUAAAAUUUCAUCUCUUUUAUCUGUUAAACAACUUUAUGAUACAUUAUUUAUUGAGAGUCUUUACAACAAAACAUUGCCAGAAUGGACAAAGUCAGUAUAUCCAGAUAAACUUAUGCCAAUUGUCGUAAAAAGUUUUACAAUUAACGCCUAUAAUAAAAUACUUCAGAGACUAAAAUCGGGAACAUUACUUGGAGAAAUGAUAGACCACAUGGAAAAAAAAUCGAAAAAUGCCUUAGUACCUGAUAGAAAAGUAUGGAUGUAUAGUGCUCAUGAUGAAACUAUAGCCAAUAUGCUAAUGACUCUGAAUGUUUUUGAACCACAUUGCCCACCAUAUACUGCUACAAUUUUAAUAGAAUUAAGAGUAAAUUUAAAAGAUCAGUAUUUUGUAACGAUAUCAUAUAAAAAUACUAGUGAAGAACCACAACUUUUAACACUUCCUGGUUGUAUUACAAUGUGUCCCUUAAAUCAAUUUAUUGCACUAACAAAAGAUGUUAUACCCAUAGAUUGGGAAAAAGAAUGUGCAAUAGAGUGUGAACAACUUGGAUAUAAUAUGAAUACGACAGCAAUUAUUGCAAUACUGACAUCUUCUAUAUUGAUGUUAGUUUUAUUAAUUUUAUCUAUAGUUGUCUUUAUUUAUUGGCAUUAUAAACGGGAACAUAAUCAGUAUUAUCUUCGAUUGACAACGGAACCUAUAUAAUUGAAUAUAAUACUAUGAAAAAAUGACGUAUUGCUUUCGUCGUGAUAUUCAAUGUUUUCAUAAUUUGAUAAUUAACAAAAAAUAAGAUAAAUGGUAAAUUCUUAUUUGAUUUUACAUACAUUAAGGAUUCAAUUAUCGAUACGAAAAAUAAGUCUGAUACGCGUUUGCA
This is a messenger RNA of Bombus impatiens (common eastern bumble bee), 1795 nucleotides long. Its product is annotated as prostatic acid phosphatase. Bases 361 to 1626 code for a protein of 421 amino acids. The transcript has 7 exons. NCBI's taxonomy places the organism in Eukaryota, Metazoa, Arthropoda, Insecta, Hymenoptera, Apidae. The record is from RefSeq and is a predicted model, not a curated record. Gene Ontology annotation, biological process: dephosphorylation. Gene Ontology annotation, molecular function: phosphatase activity.